GCAUGUAUUAUGCAAUGUUUACAAUGCGUUUGAAAGCCGUGACAAACAGUAAAUGACUUAUCAUUUGAUUAUCACUUCAUUUACCACUUCUUCGUGAGGCAGACAUCAUUGAAAUCGGUUCUUAACAUCCAAUCCAUUGAUAACUAAGAGGACAUCGACAACAACCGACAUAAUGUUACCGACAAUCGGUCGACAAUGUCUUCAGAGGAUGACUUCGCGGACAUUAUUAAACCGUUUUUGUGGUAAAAGUGUCGCAAAUGGGCGACAAUUAUCUCAAUCGAUGGUGAGAUCGUCGAAGGAGGAGAACAAACCGCCGGUCGAUUCGCAGCCGUCAUCGACACCACAACAAGACAUCAAUGAGUCGUUGCAGAGACAGUAUAUCCGUCCGCGACGGGCACUCCUCUACUGUCCCGGAAGUGAUGACCGAAAAGUCGCCAAAUUGUCCACAAUUUGCGGUUCAGUCGAUACAGUGGUUCUCGAUUGCGAAGACGGAGUGGCCGCCAAUAAGAAGGCUGAGGCGCGACAAACUAUACUGGAAGCGAUCCAAACGGUUGCCUUUGGCCGAAGUGAGUGCGCCGUUCGGAUCAACUCAAUAGACAGCGGUUUGGCCGAAGAGGACCUCCAAGUCGUGCUCUCCGGAGAAAAGUUACCAAAAACUAUACUUUUGCCGAAAGUGGAGACUCGAGAGCACUUGGAUUCGGACAUCGACAACAACCGACAUAAUGUUACCGACAAUCGGUCGACAAUGUCUUCAGCGGAUGACUUCGCGGACAUUAUUAAACCGUUUUUGUGGUCGUCGAAGGAGGAGAACAAACCGCCGAUCGAUUCGCAGCCGGCAUCGACACCACAACAAGACAUCAAUGAGUCGUUGCAGAGACAGUAUAUCCGUCCGCGACGGGCACUCCUCUACUGUCCCGGAAGUGAUGACCGAAAAAUCGCCAAAUUGUCCACAAUUUGCGGUUCAGUCGAUACAGUAGUUCUCGAUUGCGAAGACGGAGUGGCCGCCAAUAAGAAGGCUGAGGCGCGACAAACUAUACUGGAAGCGAUCCAAACGGUUGCCUUUGGCCGAAGUGAGUGCGCCGUUCGGAUCAACUCAAUAGACAGCGGUUUGGCCGAAGAGGACCUCCAAGUCGUGCUCUCCGGAGAAAAGUUACCAAAAACUAUACUUUUGCCGAAAGUGGAGACUCGAGAGCACUUGGAUUCGUUCGCCGAAAAACUGGUCAAAGCGAUGGGCAAACGGAAGACUAAUAAAGACUUACAUCUAUUGACAUACGUUGAGAGCGCCAAAGGGUUACUCAAUCUUCGGGAUGUCAUACAACACGCCAUCGAAUUGUCUGAAUUUCAUUUGUUCUCAUUGGAGGGCAUUGUCUUCGGUUCCGACGACUUCUGCGCCUCCAUUGGCGCGACCAGAACUGCCGGCGCUUCCGAGACCCUACUGGCCCGCCAACAGGUGGUCCUAACAGCCAAAGCGUUUGACUUACAGGCCAUUGAUGUCGUGUACAUCGACUUCAAAGAUAUUGAGGGCCUGAGAGCCCAGUCACUAGAGGGGGCCAACAUGGGCUUCAGCGGCAAACAGGCCAUACAUCCGACACAAGUUCCCGUCAUUCAGGAGGCGUUUAGCCCUCCACCAGAGCGAGUAGAGUGGGCCCGGAGGCUAGUGGACGAGUAUAAGAAAUCCCAGAGCGAGGGAAAGGGAGCCUUUGUAUUCGAGGGCCAAAUGAUCGACCGGCCCCUCCUAUUACAAGCGUUGAAUAUCAUAGACAUCGCCGGCGCUCUAGAGCGCAAGUAGUUGUUAUUUAGUGUACAAAUAAUGAACGCAUUUAUAAAUUAGUUUAUUUUGUGAAUCAC
Oppiella nova is the source of this 1848-nucleotide messenger RNA. The record is from the annotation of a GenBank genome assembly. Lineage: Eukaryota; Metazoa; Arthropoda; Arachnida; Sarcoptiformes; Oppiidae.